This is a messenger RNA of Drosophila kikkawai, 4633 nucleotides long. RefSeq names its product Ecdysone-induced protein E74 (gene Eip74EF). The record is from RefSeq and is a predicted model, not a curated record. NCBI's taxonomy places the organism in Eukaryota, Metazoa, Arthropoda, Insecta, Diptera, Drosophilidae. Gene Ontology annotation, biological process: cell differentiation; regulation of transcription by RNA polymerase II. Gene Ontology annotation, cellular component: nucleus. Gene Ontology annotation, molecular function: sequence-specific DNA binding; DNA-binding transcription factor activity, RNA polymerase II-specific.
CAAGUGUUGCUGCCACAAAAAAAAAAAAAAGUUUAAAGUUUAAAAGCCGCAUUAAGAAAAUGCGCCCGAGUGCCCGGCAAAGCAAAUACAAUUGUCAAUGUGCAACAAGUGAAUCAAUCCAAAAAAGUAAACAACUUUUUGACAACUUUACACUGCCUUACGGAUAAUAAGAAUAUUAUAAAACAAUAAUAUUAAAUCGUAGUUCAAUAUAUACAAGUAACAAACAAUCAAAAUUUAUAUAUUUACACCAACGAAACACCAUUUACAAAACGAGGAGGAAAGUAAUCAACAUUCAGCAACGACAACAAACAACAACAAAAAAAUAAAAAAGCGAAAGACUCCAAAACAAAGCCAAAAUAAUAUUAAAAUUAACCUUACACAUAUAAAUAUAUACAAGACAAGGAUUUUUAAAUCGAAACACUUUUAAGUGCUUUAAAAACAAAAUACAAAAUAUUAAAAACAAGUUUUACACACAUCGACAAAGGAACGGACUUCGAACUUUUUUCGAACUUUAUACAAAUUUUUUAUGGAAAACCAAAACCGUCUCAUAUAAAGUGCCUACAAAAAAGAAAAUUUCCAAAACGCAAAAAAUCUUAUGAAAAGAUCGAACCAAAAGUGUGAUAGGUAUACAUCAAGAGGAAGAAAAAGGAAGCUAGAAAAAAGAAAUUGAAAUAUACAUUUUCCUGAUUUGAGACGAGAGGAGAACCCUGGACCUGGGUGGCAUCAAGAUUGAUCAGAAUUUUCGCGACUGGCAGGGGUUUUCGGGAAACGGCUGCACGCUGGCAGCGAACAGCAUUUGCAGUGCAGGCUUUGCCCUCUCAGCGAUGCCCUUUAUCGACGAUGCGCUGCUCUGGUGUCCGGAUAAUGAUGGUCGACUCGUGGGUGGUUUAGACUUGGCCACAUGCAUAGCUGAUGAUUCAACGGUGACUGGAACGGAAAACAUAAAUCCCACUAUCCAAUCGGCUGGCAACCCCAACGGCAAUUCGCAGCAAACCAUCGGUGGAGGAGGAGGAGGCGGAGUAGUUGGCAUAGGCGUAGGAGGAGGCGUAUCCUUGGGCGUGUCCCUGGGCGUGGGACAAAAUGGUGGCGCAGUGCAGCCAUGCAACGAACUGAGCGGAGCGGCUGCACGCAGCGUCAAUGUGGUGGUGGAACCACUCUGCGGCAGCGAUUCCUCCGAUGAGCUCUUCCGCAGCUUCGAGGGCAACUUUGAGAUCGAGAGCCUGCUGUCCGAUUUGGCCACCGUCGAGGUGAAAGUCGAAAAUGAGGAGAACAACAACAAUGUGAUCGGAUCGGAUGACUUUGGCAGCGCAGUGGCCGCCGCUGAUGAUCUGCUAGCCAAAGAGAAUGCCCAGCUGAGUGCCCAGAAUUUGGUUGAUUCGGUGGCCGCCAGUCUGGUAGAUGCCAGCGGUGCCUUCGAUGGUUCCAAUUCGGCGGCAUCGGCAGCCUUGGCCGCCGCAGCGGCUGCCUUGUGCGGCGAUCUGAUUAAUAACAAUAAUAAUGAAUGCUCAGGAGGAGCAGGAACUGGAGGAGGUGGUGGUGGCGCCGGAGGAGGAGGUGGAGGAGUAGCUGGCGACUGUGGUGCCACCAAACUGGAGUAUGCUCUUAUGGGCGGACAGCCGCUGGCGGAGGAGCCGCGCUUUGGCACAAGUGCCGCAGCCAAUCCGCUGCUCGUCGAGAAGUUAAUGUCCAAGUGUUUGAACAUCGAGAAGCGAAUGGAAAAGCUGAGCGAUACUGAAAUUCCUAUUGUGAAACAAUCGACAAGUCCGGCGCCUCAGCAGCAGCAGCAACACUCCCAGCAGCAGCAACAUCUCCAGCAGCAACAGCAGCAACUGCAGCAGCAGCACAAUGCAACAUCCUUUGCCGGCGCCACAGCAUUGCUGCAUAUUAAAACCGAGCAGAAUACUUUGCUUACACCGCACCAACUGCAGCAGCAACAACAGCAGCAGCACAGCUUACAUGUUGCAGGAGGCGGCAACAGCAACAACAAUAAUGCACACCAGCAGCAGCAACAGCAACCGCUGGCCAUUCCGCACCGACCGCUGCUCCAUAAUCUGCUCAGCGGCGGUGCCAUCCACAAUCCGCACCACAGAAACUAUACGACGGCCACAACAGGUUCAUUUCCGCCCAGUCCGGCCGACAGCGGCGUCUCCGAUGUGGACAGCUCCAGUUCCGGUGGCCAGCCCUGUGCCGACGAGCUGAAGGCGCGCCUCGGGAUGCCACCGGCCUCCUCCGCUGCCAACAACAACAACAACUCUGCAUCUGCGUCCGCGUCGGCAUCUGGAUCUGCGUCCGCAUCGGCAGCAGCCGCAGCAGCAGCAGCGGCGGCGGCAGCGGCACACCUUCACACUGGCACAUUUCUGCAUCCGAAUUUAUAUCAGAACAAUGCGGCGAAUUCGCUGAGGAACAUAUGGAAUCGCAGUGUUGGGGUGCCCGAUAAUUACUAUGGCAGCAAUGGCGCCGGUAGCGGUGGCGGUCAGCCAGGAUCCGGAGCCAAUCCCCAGACUCCUGGCUAUCUGCCCUCGUCCUACUUCACCUCACCGACGGCAGCAGCGGCGGCGGUCUCGCAGCGCGGUGCCGUCCACAACGGCUAUCAUUCCCUACACCAGCAGCAGCAACAGUCGCAGCAGCAGCAACAGGCGCAGCAGCAGCUGAGCCACCAGCAAUUGUCGCACCAGCAGCAGCAGGCGCUCCAUCAGCAACUGCAGCAGCAGCAGCAACAACAGGCGCAGCAACAACAGCAGCAGCAGCAGCAACACCCGCACUCGCAGCUGAACGGUGCGCAUCCGCACUCACAUCCGCACUCGCAUCCACAUCCGCAUUCGCAUCCGCAUUCCACAAUCGCUGCAGCGGCUGCAGCAGCUGCCGCAGCCUCCGUGGUCAGCAGCAGCAGCAGCGCUGUUGCAGCGGCGGCGAUGCUGAGCGCCAGUGCAGCGGCGGCGGCAGCGGCCAACGCCUCCUCGUCCUCAUCCUCGGUGAUCCAACCGGCGACGUCCAGCGUCAGCUACGAUCUCUCCUACAUGCUGGAGCUGGGCGGCUUCCAGCAGCGCAAGGCGAAGAAGCCGCGCAAGCCCAAGCUGGAGAUGGGCGUAAAGCGGCGCAGCCGGGAGGGGUCCACCACCUACCUGUGGGAGUUCCUGCUAAAGCUGCUCCAGGAUCGUGAGUACUGUCCGCGAUUCAUCAAGUGGACGAACCGGGAGAAGGGCGUGUUCAAGCUGGUGGACUCCAAGGCGGUGUCCCGAUUGUGGGGAAUGCACAAGAACAAGCCGGACAUGAACUACGAGACGAUGGGCAGGGCGCUGAGGUACUACUACCAGCGCGGCAUCCUGGCCAAGGUGGAUGGCCAGCGGCUGGUCUAUCAGUUUGUGGAUGUGCCCAAGGAUAUCGUGGAGAUAGACUGCAAUGGUGUCUGAGGGGGAGGCCUGUAAAUAUAAAGGAUCAAUGAGUGAAGGAUCAAAGAAGAAAACAUAGUGGUUCUCCGGGGGGGAGGGAAAAUUAGGGUUAGGGAUUGGUCAAAGCAACCGGCUAGCGGCAAUAGUGGCUUCCAAGGCCACGCGAGGGCGGGAUCUAAUGAUAACUUGAUCGAUGAUAACGAGAUGAUGAUUUCUUUGUACAUGCGUUAAGUUACACACACACACACACUUUUAGCUGAUAGUCCCAAUAUAUAUAUGAUAUAUACCUAUGUAUAUCCACACCCUGUGUCCUGUACCCUAUACAUACACCCCUGAAAUAAUGAUGAUCUAUUCAUUUGGCGUUAGUGUUGUACUUGUAACUGUAAUUUUAAUUGUAAACUUUAAACUUUAAACUGUAAAACUGUAAACUCUAAACUGUAACGGUACGUUUAAUUAAUGAAUAUUGUUAUUAUUGGUUAUUAUUAUGAAUAUUAUUACGAUUAUUAAUAUUAUUAUUAUUAUUAUUGCUAUAUUGCUAUUGCUAUUGCUAUUGCUAUGGAUUGAUUCAUAUUGAUAUUCGAUAAACGUGUGUAAUAUGUAAAAAAUGAGCUACAAGAAAUUCUCUAUCUCUAUCCGAAGAUCUAAAAGCUAAAUCUAAAUCUAAAACUAAAUCUAAAGUGUAUAUUGCCUAGCCUAAUAUCUUUUCAAACUGCCCCCCAAGUUAGGCCCCACCUGCCCCAGGCUUUAGCCUUGCCGAUCUGAACGAUCAGGUGCGUUGGUGUCUAGGCUUGGGUCAAUUGUUUUUGUUGCUUAUUUUAUAAAGGAAAGAUGGAAAGAGAUGGAAAUUUAUUAUUUCAUAGUUUUAUAGUUAAUUUUACGACUACAUUUAGGUUAUUUAUUUAAGUGUUUCUCUCCAGCUAAAACCCUUAACUUCUCUCCCAUACAAAAACAUACACACACAUCCUAUAACUGGAGGUAAAAAGCCCAGGCAAUCUGGUGGUCUAAAACUUUCUUUGUAAUUAUUAUUUCGUAAGUCUUGUAUAUUUGCAAACAAACUCACAGGAUACAAACCCGAACGAACACACACUCCUUGAGCAGUCUUAGAACACCAAAACCUCACACACACUCAACUCUAUCGAUCUGAAGUUUAUGUUUAUUUAAAGAGCAAACUAUGUAUUUUUUGUUAACGUCACACUGCCACAGAUCGAAACAGAAACCCCUGAACAGAACAGAACAGAACCAGA